AUGGCUGACCCAGAGGUGGAUCCUGAAGCCAGUGCUGUGGAGGCUCCACUAGCAAACGGAGAAAAUACAGUCCCACAUGAAACGGCUGAAGACGCUGAACAAACAGACAAUGCAAAAAUCGAGGAGCUUCCUUUCACAGAUCAGAAUCAUUUAUCAUCCACUCCCAGCACCCUGGAGAACCAUGAGGGCAGCAUGUCUGUGGAAAACACCAAUAAACCCGGGUGUACGAGCACUGACGGGAUAUCAGGUCAACCAGCACAACCAUGUUCAGCAGUGCCCAUCACUAAGGUCCAGCCUUUUCUGUCAGGCGGUCUGGCCGAUGAAAAGACACUCAGAGGAUGUUUGUUUGCUCGGAGAAUGGAAAUAUUAAUCGGCGCCUGUGUGUUGCUCGCCAUCAUCUUCGUGCUGGCCGUCGGUCUGGGAGUGGGUCUGAGCUGCAGGGGGAAGUUCCGGUGCAGCUCAUCAGUGUGUGUCAGCAUCUCCGCACAGUGUGAUGGACACGUGGACUGUGAACAUGGUGAAGAUGAGCUCAGCUGUGUGCGUGUGAGUGGGAAGAGUUCAGUGCUGCAGAUUCUGACUGGAGGGGUCUGGAGUACCGUGUGCUCUGACCUCUGGGACCCUGACCUGGGAUUCUCUGCCUGCAAACAGCUGGGUUACUCCAGUCACGUGGAGUCCGGUUCCCUUCCUCUUUCCACAAUCGAACAAGACCUUCGCAUUAACCUGGUGUCCAUUAACCUGAGCCUGUCGAGUCCACUACAUGCCAUCAAGAUACACAAUGCAUCCAAUCUGAGUCAAACUAAAUGCAGUUCAGGAAGAAUCGUAACUCUAAAGUGCAUAAAAUGUGGAUCCAGACCUCAGUACAGUGCACGUAUAGUGGGGGGUAACCUCUCACGAGAGGGUCAGUUUCCCUGGCAGGUGAGUCUUCACUUUCAGAGAGAGCAUCUAUGUGGAGGCUCGAUAGUAGAAGCACAGUGGAUAUUAACAGCCGCACACUGUGUUUAUGGCUUUGCGUACCCCCAGUUGUGGUCAGUGCUCGCUGGACUAACAGAGCAGCCGGUCAGCAGUGGCAGUUAUCUCACAGUGGAGAAGAUUAUUUAUCACAGACGUUACAGACCUAAAGGCCUGGACCACGACAUCGCUCUGCUGAAACUCUCACAGCGGCUGAACUUCAACGGUUUCAUCGAGCCCAUCUGCCUGCCAAGCUUUUUCGAGGAGUUUGAGGAUGGGAAGAUGUGCUGGAUCUCAGGAUGGGGAGCCACCGAGGACGGAGGUGAAGCCAGCGUGUCUCUGCAUUCUGCCAGGGUGCCGCUGAUCUCCACGAAGGCCUGCAGCCAGCCUGAAGUCUACCAAGGCUACAUCUCCCCCGGAAUGAUCUGUGCUGGAUACCUGGACGGAGGAACGGACUCCUGUCAGGGGGACAGUGGUGGUCCUCUGGCCUGUGAGGACUCUGUGUGGAAGCUGGUGGGGACGACAAGCUGGGGUCAGGGCUGUGCCGAGAGAAACAAACCUGGAGUUUAUACACGGAUCACACAAGCUCUCACCUGGAUCCACCAGCAGAUGGAGAGAGAAGAAACACUGAACCCGUCGCCUAUCAGUUCAGACAACUCAGACAGCAGCCAGCCAAAUCUGACUCUUCCAAGAUGAAAUUGAUCUGUCUAGAUCUGCAUCAGCUCUCUACUAAAAUUAGUUUCAAAAUAAAAACAUUUUAUUGC
Molecule: messenger RNA, 1712 nt
Organism: Trichomycterus rosablanca
Lineage: Eukaryota; Metazoa; Chordata; Actinopteri; Siluriformes; Trichomycteridae
Gene: tmprss3a
Product: transmembrane serine protease 3a
Exons: 13
Coding region: 1-1644 (547 amino acids)
Biological process (GO): proteolysis
Cellular component (GO): membrane
Molecular function (GO): protein binding; serine-type endopeptidase activity
Source: RefSeq, a predicted model, not a curated record